Messenger RNA from Sugiyamaella lignohabitans, 1002 nucleotides. RefSeq names its product Otu1p (gene OTU1). The record is from RefSeq and is a predicted model, not a curated record. The transcript has a single exon. The coding region runs from base 1 to 1002 and encodes 333 amino acids. Gene Ontology annotation, biological process: endoplasmic reticulum unfolded protein response; protein deubiquitination. Gene Ontology annotation, cellular component: cytosol; nucleus. NCBI's taxonomy places the organism in Eukaryota, Fungi, Ascomycota, Dipodascomycetes, Dipodascales, Trichomonascaceae. Gene Ontology annotation, molecular function: cysteine-type deubiquitinase activity.
AUGAGAUUAAAAGUGCGGUUAGAGAGUGGUGCCCAGGUGCUAUCAUUGACCACGAAACCCGAUGCUGACCUGACUGUACAGGAUUUACUCGAUUCGCUGAAAGAAUUGGCGCCUUCUGUGUCUGAGAUAAGAGCAGGCUAUCCACCAAAACCCAUUGAUUUACAAUCCGAAUCCGGGGUUCAGGCCACUUUAUUUUCAGUGGGAAUUAAAAAUGGUGAGCAAUUGGUGGUAAACACCUCUACAGGAUCAGGUUCUGUUAGCCAAGCUCCACCAUCGUCACAUCCUGGUACUGCAUCUGUAGCAAGUUCAUCUACAACGAGGAAUAGUAAUAAGAAGUCCGAGGUCGAUAACAGAGAUCCAGAUCGGUUGACCGUACCGAUAGGUAAUGGAUCUUACUUGCGGCUGAGGGUCAUGGAAGAUGACAAUUCGUGUAUGUUCAGAGCAGUUGGUUAUGCAUUUAUGAGGAGUCUGGACUCGAUGUUUGAACUGAGAAAUAUCGUAGCAGAGGCAAUUCGAAACGAUCCUUUUGAGUACAAUGAUGCUAUAUUAGGGAGAAAGUCGACAGAAUAUAUUAAUUGGAUUCUACAACAAAAUAGCUGGGGUGGUGCAAUCGAACUAGAUAUAUUAUCCAAGCACUUUGAUGUCACGAUCUGCUCGUUAGAUGUGUCCACUGGACGAGUCGAUCAUUUCAAUCCUGGCAAAGGCCAAUUUAUUAUCGUUAUCUACAGCGGAAUUCACUAUGAUACAGUGGCCAUGAGUCCUUUUGUCGAGGAUCAGGGUACUGAUGAGCUUGAUACUACGGUAUUCACUGCUGAUGAGGAGGGUGCACGGGUGCUCGACGCACUGUCAAUACUCGGUGCAAGACUGAAAGAACUUCAUUAUUAUACAGAUACAGCAGGAUUCAGUCUAAGGUGCAAAGUUUGUAAUACAGUCGUCAAAGGUGAAAAGGGGGCCACUAAACACGCAGAGUCGACUGGCCAUGUUGAUUUCGGUGAAGUCUGA